AUGGAGACACUGAUAGCAGAGUCAUGGUUCAAGGUGGAAAAUGCCAUAGGCCAACGCCCUCAAUUGACCGGCGACGUUUAUGCUAUGCGCGCGCAGUAUAAAGCUCUAGAUGAUCAGGCUAAUGCAACUCGAGUCAUUUCGCCGAACGUUACUGUUGAGGAUAGAAAGAUCACACCCCAGCUGACGGUGAGAAUCUACACGCCGACCGUUGGCCAUGCCGACACCCAUCCACUUCCUGUCGGACUGUAUUUCCACGGGGGCGGGCUUUGCUGUGGAGACUUGGACUCCGAGGACACUUUCUGCAGGCAGGUCGCCGAACGCCUGCCUUGUGUGAUAGUUUCGGUCGGCUAUAGACUUGCACCGGAAUACAAGGCUCCCGCCCAGCUAGAUGACGCCGUGGAGGCGUGGAACUGGGCUUAUAUGAACGCGCCUGCCUUGAACGGCGAUCGUGAGAGAUAUUUUGUUGUUGGACAAAGUGCAGGAGGUACUCUUGUUCUUACGCUCAUGCGCCGGCUGAUCUCCCUGGGCCGCAGAGACGAAGUCAAGGGCGUCGCAGCCAUCGUUCCAUUCGCCCUCCACCCUGACGCCGUGCCCUCGCGCUAUGUUGACCGGUACCGGGCCUUUGAGGAGUGUGCCGAUGGUCCAGUUAGCACAAAAGAAACCAUGGGCCGUUUCCACGGUGAGUUUGGCACCGAGUUCGCUGUAUCCCUUUGCUGCAUUUCGCUCAUUGUCGCCGUUAUAGACGCGAUCGGGGCGCAACCCACCGAUCCCGACGUUUACAUUCUCAACGCUGAGUCGGAACUGCAUCAAUUCCCACCGACAUACCUUGCCGUGUGUGAGAUCGACCCUCUUCGAGACGACGGCCUGAUACUCCAUGAUCGCUUGAAGGCAUCCGGGGUCCCGGUCCAGCUUGAAUAUUAUAGAGGCUUACCCCACGUAUUCUGGGCGUUUGGAUGUCCUGCGCCGAGUGGCGAUUUUGUGGGAGAUGUUGUGAAAGGCAUCAAGGCUUUCACGCAUUCUUGA
Messenger RNA from Penicillium argentinense, 1023 nucleotides. RefSeq names its product alpha/beta hydrolase. Lineage: Eukaryota; Fungi; Ascomycota; Eurotiomycetes; Eurotiales; Aspergillaceae. The record is from RefSeq and is a predicted model, not a curated record. Gene Ontology annotation, molecular function: hydrolase activity. Bases 1 to 1023 code for a protein of 340 amino acids. The transcript is spliced from 5 exons.